AUAUCUAUCCCCCCCUUCCUUCAUUUCUUGUUCAAUAAGCAGCCAACUUGAACAAAUAAAUCUGGUUAUCCUCGUAAUCUUCCAAUGGCCCCUGCUUUGUGUCUAACGCUUCUAAGUUCCCUCAGAACUACACCAGUAACAGAAUGCUUAGGUAUUGGUAUAGAAAGCCAUACAAAUUCAAAGCAUAUGAGAGCCAAUUCAGUUUUUCAAGGCCAUCCCACUGCUAAAUAUAGCUUUGUCAUUGCAAAGGCUGCAAAAGGCAACCAAAAUACAAAACCCAAUAGUGUGAUUUGUGCUGAUUGUGAUGGAAAUGGAGCUGUUCUUUGCUCUCAAUGCAAGGGUAGCGGGGUGAACUCUGUUGAUGUUUUCAAUGGACAGUUUAAAGCUGGUGACUCGUGUUGGCUUUGCGGGGGCAGGAAGGAGAUGUUAUGUGGGAAUUGCAAUGGAGCUGGCUUUAUCGGCGGCUUCUUGAGUACUCACGAUCAGUAGGUAUCCAAUGAUUAGCUGAAUUAACUUUGUACUUGUACGAUACACACAUGCAUUUAUUCUGAGGCUUCA
Molecule: messenger RNA, 558 nt
Organism: Gastrolobium bilobum
Lineage: Eukaryota; Viridiplantae; Streptophyta; Magnoliopsida; Fabales; Fabaceae
Product: protein BUNDLE SHEATH DEFECTIVE 2, chloroplastic-like
Exons: 5
Coding region: 85-489 (134 amino acids)
Cellular component (GO): chloroplast stroma; protein folding chaperone complex
Molecular function (GO): protein folding chaperone
Source: RefSeq, a predicted model, not a curated record